UUCAAUAUAAUGAGGUACCCUAUUAGGCUAAGUCAUACCUUUUAGAACGUUUCUCAUUAUUCUUUCUUUCUUUCUUUCUUUCUUUAUCAACUGUGGCGGAAACGGGCUUCCAUAGUCGGGGGAGGGCCAGUGGGAAGAAAAGUCAUCUCCUGAGGAAACGCCGCAGAGACAGAUAACACAGUUAAACGUAACGUUGUGGUCAUAUGAAAGAAAUACUUGCGUUUGGAAGGAAAUGUGCGCGAAGUAAGUCAUCUGGAGUUUUGAUGGACGAACUUGUCAGAAGACGUAAAGGACUUUCUUUCGAUUCUAUGCGAAUAACUUUAACGAAGGGUUAAAAUAUCCGCUUUGAGGUAUUUGUAAUCUGCAACAAAUAUCACCGUGAACAGACAAUUGCAAAGGGUUACUUUGAAAUUCUAGCCUGAAGACAUUGUCAGUGUAAUGAUUAAAUUGAUAAACAGUUUAAGCAUAGCAUACGUUUCAUACAAAUGAUGGAAUCAAGAUACGUUGUUUCUUUGCUCAUUCUCCUGACUGGACACUUCGUCACGAUAAGUGCUCAAGGGAAGGGGCAACUUUCCACGGGACUUGUGUCUCCAACCCUGAAAUCUGCACUUGGUACAGGCAAUGUGGUCAAUGAGUCCAUGCCUCGACGACCAAGAGUUUUGCCGCCUAUGUGCACAGGUCCCACAGAAAUAAGAGAUACUUUCAAGUAUAUUAACACCGUGGUUUCAUGCAUUGUGUUUGUAGUUGGGAUAAUCGGGAACUCUACGCUGCUCAGAAUCAUUUAUAAAAACAAAUGCAUGAGGAACGGUCCUAAUAUCCUCAUUGCAAGUCUUGCGCUUGGGGACCUUUUGCAUAUUGUCAUAGACAUUCCCAUUAACGUCUAUAAGCUUCUGGCUGAAGAUUGGCCAUUUGGUGUUGGACUUUGCAAAAUGGUUCCCUUUAUACAAAAGACAUCAGUUGGCAUCACAGUGCUGAGUUUGUGUGCACUGAGUAUAGACAGGUUUCGAGCAGUGGCAUCGUGGAACCGCAUCAAAGGCAUUGGCGUCCCUAAAUGGACAGCCAUUGAAAUCAUUCUGAUAUGGGUGCUGUCCAUUAUACUUGCAGUGCCAGAGGCCAUUGCCUUUGACAUGAUCACAAUGGAUUACAAAGGAGAGCAGCUUAGGAUUUGCUUGCUCCACCCUAUGCAGAAAAACAAGUUCAUGCAGUUUUAUAAGUCAGCCAAAGAUUGGUGGCUUUUCAGUUUCUACUUCUGCAUGCCGCUGAUGUGUACUGCUAUCUUCUACACUCUCAUGACCUGUGAAAUGCUUCGAAAAAAGAAUGGGGUCCAAAUUGUACUUAGUGAUCACCUAAAACAGAGGCGUGAGGUGGCUAAAACCGUGUUCUGUCUGGUGCUAGUCUUUGCACUGUGCUGGCUUCCUCUGCAUCUCAGUCGUAUUCUUAAGCAUACCAUUUAUGAUGAAAGGGACCCCAACCGCUGCGAGCUUCUGAGUUUCUUCCUGGUUCUUGAUUAUAUCGGGAUCAACAUGGCAUCAGUGAACUCGUGCAUAAACCCAAUCGCUCUGUAUAUGGUUAGCAAGCGCUUCAAGAGCUGUUUCAGAUCAUGUCUGUGUUGCUGGUGCCUUCCUCCUGAAAUGUUAGCCAUGGAUGACAAGCAGUCCUGCAUGAAGCUGAAGGUGACAGAGCGAGGAUCUGAACAAAGCAAUAGCCGUGCCUCCAACAUACACUUCAGCUUAGGCACUGAUCUGCAUACAGGUAUUGGUGGCCAACAGUUUCCAUUUAACAUUUAGCUAAUGCCAUACAACCUAACUCUGUGUCAGCUGGAUGUAUACUCAUUACAAGCAAAUGUGCUGCUGUGAUAGGUAUUAAAAAGGCUAUGUAUCUUUAAGUCUCAUUUAAUAAUCACUCCUGACUGGCAUACAUGUACUGUGGUCAAUGUCAGUGGUUUUUAAAUGUGCUAUAUAAAUAAAUUUGUAUUGUAUUGUAUUGUGUUGUAUGUAGUGUUGGGAACUACUUCAAAUUUGAUUUAACAUUAACAUCCACAAUUUUUAACAUUAUGAUAAUGUUCUAGAUGCUCUGGUAAGGUUAAAAAAAGUCAAAUUCAACUGAAUGAUUUAACAAUGAUUCAGCACUAGCUACAUGUCACACUAUCUGAAAAACGCUCACAAGUUUUGUCCAACUCUCCAUACAUUCAUACUUCAGGAACUGUGAUGUAAAUAUUCAACCAAAAUCGAAAGUGUCAAAUUUCAAACCACUCCUGGUGCACCCCAAGCACUGCACAUUUUGUAUGUCUCCCUUAUUAGACACCCAAUUCAGUCUCUACUAAUGAGCUGAUGAGUUGAAUUAGGUGUGUUAAACCAGACAUACAAAAUGUGCUGGAGGUGCUCCAGGACUGGUUUGAAAACUCCUGAUUUAAAAAAUUUCCAAAUGUAAUAAAGCAACUGAUUGUAAGAACAAUGCUAGGUUUGUUUUUGGUGUACGUAUAUGGAGUUGCCCUGCAGCAUAGUUCAAGUAAACAACCUUUUUUCAAUAGCUCUUUUAUGCCAGAAAAUACAUUAACCCUAAUAUAGAAGAGAAUAUUUCUUAUGUGAUUAUUACUACUACUACUACUACUAGUACUACUACUACUACUAGCUUUGAGAUGUUAUACUUUUUCGAUUGUUGUUUGGUGUUUUUUUUUUUUUGGGGGGGGGGGGGGGGGGGGGGGGUGUCAGCAAUGUGAUGUGGUUUCAUAAUUUAAUAUGUAUCUUUAAGGAUAGUGUAUUUGUCAGUGUUUGUCAAUGUUGCACAUGCUUGCAAACUUAUACUGUGAUUAUCUCAUCUGUCUAGUAGAAGACCAAGAUUUACUUGAGAUUUACACAACUUGUAUGAUUAAUCUUCCAUGUGACUCAAGGCCUCAGACAUUUUAUUAAUCAUUUGUGUUAUAAUUCCUGCUGACUCUGUUCAGUUUUUUGUAGUUCUUACUAAUAUUUAUAUAUUUCUUUGUUGUCCAUCUGUUAUGUAAGACUUUUUUUAAUCUUAAAUGUGUUGCAAAAAAAGCUUAUUUUAUGACAAUAAAAACACAAAAACUUAUUUAUACCAUCUUUACACCAUUUCC
This is a messenger RNA of Cyprinus carpio (common carp), 3094 nucleotides long. RefSeq names its product endothelin receptor type Ba (gene ednrba). Gene Ontology annotation, cellular component: membrane. Gene Ontology annotation, biological process: enteric nervous system development; regulation of blood pressure; G protein-coupled receptor signaling pathway. Gene Ontology annotation, molecular function: endothelin receptor activity. The record is from RefSeq and is a predicted model, not a curated record. Lineage: Eukaryota; Metazoa; Chordata; Actinopteri; Cypriniformes; Cyprinidae.